GUCACGUUGACAGUUGACAGCGGUUUUCGCUGUUGUUGUUUUCAUUUGUGCGGAGCAAGUGCAGUGCAAUAAUUUAAAGAAAUGCUUACGAAUUUUGAUAAAUUAUGUGUCGAUCUAGAAAAACAAGAAUUGGAGGCUGCCAACGGUGUAGCUACUCCUUCUACGUAUGCUCAACUGCUUGCUAUAUACUUAUAUCAUAAUGACUUAUGCAAUGCUAAGUUUUUAUGGAAAAGAAUUCCCCAGAAUAUCACAAGUAGUAAUCCUGAGAUAGCUGCCAUAUGGGCCGUGGGGCAGAAGAUGUGGAAGAAAGACCUUGCCGGAACCUACCAAGCACUCGCUGCUUACACUUGGACUGAACCUGUAUCUAAUAUCAUCAGGGCACUUGAAGAAAAAGUUCGGGAGCGUGCAUUGAACCUCAUUGGUCGAUCCUACAGCACCGUUUCCAUAGAUACAGUAGUAUCAAUGACAGGCCUCAGCAGAGAUGCAGUGCUUCAUAUGUGCCAAGACCGCAAGUGGGAUUUAGAUGAGGAUGGCACCACCAUCAAACCGAUACCUCCAACACAACCCGCUCCACUACACACGUCGAGUGAAGACCAGCUGUUCAAGCUGACGGAGUUUGUAUCAUUUUUAGAAAACUAAGUAAGUUUAUUUUAAUUAUUUUCAUAAUUAAAACUACUAUUGUAAAAUUAUUGUAAUUUAGUAAGGCAUUUCAUCUCUGAAUUAAUGCUACUCACUUAAACAUUUCUAAUAAAAUAUAUAAAACAUACAGCAA
Molecule: messenger RNA, 772 nt
Organism: Pectinophora gossypiella (pink bollworm)
Lineage: Eukaryota; Metazoa; Arthropoda; Insecta; Lepidoptera; Gelechiidae
Gene: CSN8
Product: COP9 signalosome complex subunit 8
Exons: 4
Coding region: 82-639 (185 amino acids)
Biological process (GO): COP9 signalosome assembly; protein deneddylation
Cellular component (GO): COP9 signalosome
Source: RefSeq, a predicted model, not a curated record